Penicillium brasilianum is the source of this 1028-nucleotide messenger RNA. The record is from the annotation of a GenBank genome assembly. NCBI's taxonomy places the organism in Eukaryota, Fungi, Ascomycota, Eurotiomycetes, Eurotiales, Aspergillaceae.
ACUCGGUCAACUUUCGGCUCGUAUCGAAGGUUGACUUGACAGCCACAAUGUAGAUAAAAGGGUUGCAAGACGCCCGUUCAGAUUCAACAGUUGACCAGACAGAAUUAAAUAUUCUCUUUAUAGUCAAGAAGACAAGCCUGCGUUUCUCAUCCCCAAAGUCACGAUUUAACUCAUAAUUCCACCACAAAACCACCUUCGCACCAUGACUUCCAAUACCAAGACGGUAGCUUUCUUCGGCGCUAGCGGUGGCGUCGGUCUGUCUGCUCUCAAGCACAGCCUUGCAGCAGGUCUUCAGUGCACUGCACUCUGCCGAACUCCCUCCAAGCUCGAGGCCAUUUUCCCAGCGGAUUCAACUCCCAAUCUGAAGAUCAUCAAAGGCGAUGCUCACGAUAUCACCGCGGUCACCGAGUGUAUUCGUACAUCGGGUGGCAACCUCGUUGAUAUGAUCAUCACCACCAUCGGUAGCCGACCAGUUUGGUACAAGAUGACCCUCGAAGACCCAGAGUGCUGUCGAAAAGGCGCAUCCGUCCUUGUUGAAGCAAUCGCUCAACUUCGAAGCCAAGGGGCAACUGGCCGCCCCUACAUUGUGCCCUUCAGCACCACUGGCAUGUCGCGAUUUGGCCGAGAUUAUCCUCUUCCCCUGUUGCCGAUCUAUGUUUGGUUGCUUAAAGCUGCCCAUGAGGAUAAGCAGAUCAUGGAAGAUCGAUUCAUUGCGAGCGGGGAGACCUUCACGAUUCUUCGAGGAAGUCUCCUCACUGACGGGGAGACGAAGAAGACCGUUCGCGUGGGCAUUGAAGAUCCAAAGACUGGUCGGGAGUCUGCCGCGAUCGGAUAUUUCAUUUCCAGGGAGGAUUCUGGGCGAUGGAUCGCGGAGAAUCUCAUUUUGAAGAAGACUCAGGCAUAUGAGAACAAACUCCUCAUGCUUACUACUUGAUCGCUGCUAUUGCUUGGUUUAAUUGAAGAUGGACUUGGUGUUGCUGGAUACUGUUGAAGAUGACUGUUAUUUUGCUGCGCAACUAAUACGAGCC